Molecule: messenger RNA, 309 nt
Organism: Protopolystoma xenopodis
Lineage: Eukaryota; Metazoa; Platyhelminthes; Monogenea; Polystomatidea; Polystomatidae
Source: the annotation of a GenBank genome assembly
AUGGACGAGUCAGGCCCCGCAUCAAGUGGGUCGCCGUCGCCCGGCCCGACUCGACCCACCACCUGCGAUACCGCCGGUAGGCCGCCUAAUCCGAGUCCUUUCGUACAGACCGGACCCGAGGCCGUGAUUAUGACGACGACCCGGGAAAGCCCGACUCGUCGGGGCAACAAGACGAACGUGAAAUAUCAGAACAGGGCCUGUGACGGGAUUAGGGGAGACGGGAGAUGGCGUCGCUCCACUUAUCCUCUAUUCGCGCGCACACACACACGCCUAUGCCCAUCAGUCCUCGAGUCCGGCCGGUCAGCUUGA